Messenger RNA from Ophidiomyces ophidiicola, 462 nucleotides. RefSeq lists its product as uncharacterized. The coding region runs from base 1 to 462 and encodes 153 amino acids. The transcript has 2 exons. The record is from RefSeq and is a predicted model, not a curated record. Lineage: Eukaryota; Fungi; Ascomycota; Eurotiomycetes; Onygenales; Onygenaceae.
AUGUCUGGAUACGGUGACUCUUGGACCUCUGGUCAGCGUGGUCAACGUGGUGGUCAGCGAGGCUUGAAUACCAACGACAGCAUGGGUUCUGAUCCCUCACAGAGGUACUCCGGCGGCUAUGAUCAGGGGUAUGGUCAGCAAGACCCCAUGAUGCAAAGUGGCCAGGGUGGCUAUGGCCAAAGCCAAGGACUUGGGGGAACUCACGGGGAUACCACCCAGGCAUACCCUCAGGCAGGUGGUGGGCAAGCUGGAUAUGGACAAACGGGUUCUGGUGGUCAAGGAAUGCAAGGCUCUCGAGUUGGAGCCGACGACCCUGGGGACCAAGGAUUCUCUAGUCAGCAGGGCUCACAGGGAACGCAAGGUCAACAGCAUCAGGGGGAGGGAAAACAACACAAGUCCGGCAUCUUGGGCAAUCUCGGCGAGAAGGUGCAGAAGACCGCCGAGAAGAAAUUUGGAAUGUGA